Molecule: messenger RNA, 9181 nt
Organism: Erinaceus europaeus (western European hedgehog)
Lineage: Eukaryota; Metazoa; Chordata; Mammalia; Eulipotyphla; Erinaceidae
Gene: GRIK3
Product: glutamate ionotropic receptor kainate type subunit 3
Exons: 16
Coding region: 397-3156 (919 amino acids)
Biological process (GO): monoatomic ion transport; modulation of chemical synaptic transmission; synaptic transmission, glutamatergic
Cellular component (GO): postsynaptic membrane; presynaptic membrane; plasma membrane
Molecular function (GO): transmitter-gated monoatomic ion channel activity involved in regulation of postsynaptic membrane potential; kainate selective glutamate receptor activity
Source: RefSeq, a predicted model, not a curated record
GGGGCGAUAUCAUCGGCGGCGGCUGGAGGAGGAGCGGCUGGAGGCGCGUGCAGCCUGCAAGCCAGCGCCCGGCAGCCGGGGCAGGUGGGAACCCGCGCUCCCGGGAGACGAGCCGACUCGAGCCGGAGCCGAGUCCGACCAGAGCCCGGGCGGACAGCAGGAGCCUGGCUCGCGGGCGGCCCGUGGGCGGCAGCCGGGCGGGGCGGGCGCCGGCGGGGCGGCCCCCCAGUAAGAUGUGCGCGGCGCCGCGGGGCGCCCCCCACUCGCAGCGGCGCUCCGGAGCCGGGCAGCUGGGCCAGGCGGCGCCUCGGGGGCUGCUGCGCGCCCGCGCUUAGAGCUGCCGCCCCAGGGAGCCCGCCACGGCCGCGCCCCGGGCACGCUCGGCGGCGCCCAACGAUGACCGCUCCCUGGCGGCGCCUCCAGAGACUGGUUUGGGAAUACUGGGCCGGGCUCCUCGUGUGCGCCUUCUGGAUCCCGGACUCGCGCGGGAUGCCUCACGUCAUCCGCAUCGGAGGAAUCUUUGAGUAUGCAGAUGGCCCCAAUGCCCAGGUCAUGAACGCUGAGGAGCAUGCAUUUCGGUUUUCCGCUAACAUCAUCAACAGAAACAGGACUCUGCUGCCCAAUACAACAUUGACCUACGACAUCCAGAGGAUUCACUUCCACGACAGCUUCGAAGCCACCAAGAAAGCCUGUGACCAGCUGGCCCUGGGUGUGGUGGCCAUCUUUGGGCCGUCGCAGGGCUCCUGCACCAAUGCCGUCCAGUCCAUCUGCAAUGCCCUGGAGGUGCCCCACAUCCAGCUGCGUUGGAAGCACCACCCACUGGACAACAAGGACACCUUCUAUGUGAACCUCUACCCUGACUACGCCUCUCUCAGCCACGCCAUCCUUGAUCUGGUCCAGUACCUCAAGUGGCGGUCAGCCACUGUGGUCUAUGAUGACAGUACAGGGCUCAUCCGACUGCAGGAGCUCAUCAUGGCCCCAUCGAGAUACAACAUCCGCCUAAAGAUCCGCCAGCUCCCCCUGGACUCAGAUGACUCUCGGCCGCUGCUCAAGGAGAUGAAGCGAGGCCGGGAGUUCCGCAUCAUCUUCGACUGCAGCCACACCAUGGCCGCCCAGAUCCUCAAGCAGGCCAUGGCCAUGGGCAUGAUGACUGAGUACUACCACUUCAUCUUCACCACUCUGGACCUGUAUGCAUUAGACCUGGAGCCCUACCGCUACUCAGGGGUGAACCUGACGGGCUUCCGGAUCCUCAAUGUGGACAACCCUCAUGUCUUGGCCAUCGUGGAGAAGUGGUCCAUGGAGCGGCUGCAGGCAGCUCCCCGUGCUGAGUCUGGCCUUUUGGAUGGAGUGAUGAUGACCGACGCAGCCUUACUGUACGAUGCUGUCCACAUCGUGUCUGUGUGCUACCAGCGGGCACCACAGAUGACCGUGAACUCCCUGCAGUGCCAUCGGCACAAGGCUUGGCGCUUUGGUGGUCGCUUCAUGAACUUCAUCAAGGAGGCUCAAUGGGAAGGAUUAACUGGACGGAUCGUUUUCAACAAAACCAGUGGCUUGAGAACAGACUUCGAUCUGGACAUCAUCAGCCUGAAGGAGGAUGGCCUGGAAAAGGUCGGAGUGUGGAGUCCUGCUGAGGGGCUAAACAUCACAGAGGUUGCCAAAGGCCGAGGCCCUAAUGUCACGGAUUCCCUGACAAAUAGGUCACUCAUCGUCACCACAGUGUUGGAGGAGCCCUUUGUCAUGUUCCGGAAGUCUGACAGGACCCUCUUUGGGAAUGAUCGUUUUGAAGGCUAUUGCAUCGACCUGCUGAAGGAGCUGGCACACAUCCUGGGCUUCUCCUAUGAGAUCCGGCUGGUUGAGGAUGGCAAGUACGGGGCGCAGGAUGACAAGGGCCAGUGGAACGGCAUGAUCAAGGAGCUCAUCGACCACAAGGCAGAUCUGGCUGUUGCACCCCUGACCAUCACCCACGUUCGCGAGAAGGCCAUUGACUUCUCCAAGCCCUUCAUGACACUCGGCGUGAGCAUCCUGUAUCGCAAGCCCAAUGGCACCAACCCCAGUGUCUUCUCUUUCCUCAACCCCUUGUCCCCAGACAUCUGGAUGUAUGUGCUCCUCGCCUACCUGGGUGUCAGCUGUGUCCUUUUUGUCAUCGCCAGGUUCAGCCCUUAUGAGUGGUAUGAUGCUCACCCAUGCAACCCUGGCUCCGAGGUGGUGGAGAACAACUUCACCCUGCUGAACAGCUUCUGGUUUGGAAUGGGAUCCCUGAUGCAGCAAGGGUCUGAACUGAUGCCCAAAGCUCUGUCCACACGCAUCAUUGGUGGCAUCUGGUGGUUCUUCACGCUCAUCAUCAUCUCCUCCUACACGGCUAACCUGGCCGCCUUUCUGACUGUGGAGCGUAUGGAAUCUCCCAUCGACUCUGCUGACGACCUGGCCAAGCAAACCAAAAUCGAGUAUGGGGCCGUCAAGGAUGGAGCCACCAUGACCUUCUUCAAGAAAUCCAAGAUCUCCACCUUCGAGAAGAUGUGGGCCUUUAUGAGCAGCAAGCCUUCAGCACUGGUGAAGAACAAUGAGGAAGGCAUCCAGCGGACCCUGACAGCAGACUACGCGUUGCUCAUGGAGUCUACCACCAUAGAGUACGUUACCCAGAGGAACUGCAACCUCACUCAGAUCGGAGGCCUCAUCGACUCCAAGGGUUAUGGCAUCGGCACACCCAUGGGCUCCCCUUACCGGGACAAGAUCACCAUCGCCAUCCUGCAGCUACAGGAGGAGGACAAGCUGCACAUCAUGAAGGAGAAGUGGUGGCGGGGCAGCGGGUGUCCCGAGGAGGAGAACAAAGAGGCCAGCGCCCUGGGCAUCCAGAAGAUCGGAGGCAUCUUCAUCGUCCUGGCUGCUGGGCUGGUCCUGUCUGUGCUGGUGGCUGUGGGCGAGUUUGUGUACAAGCUUCGCAAAACGGCAGAGCGAGAGCAGCGUUCCUUCUGCAGCACCGUGGCUGAUGAGAUCAGGUUUUCCCUUACCUGCCAGCGUCGGGUCAAGCACAAGCCGCAAACCCCCAUGAUGGUCAAGACUGACGCCGUCAUCAACAUGCACACUUUCAAUGAUCGCCGGCUCCCGGGCAAGGACAGCAUGACGUGCAGCACAUCCCUGGCCCCCGUGUUCCCCUAGGCAGAGGGGAUGGGGUCCACAGGCCUUGAGCAGGACAAAGGAAAGCAAAGGAGAUUGGGAGAAAAGAUCCCUGUGCCCAGACCAGGCUUGGGGACCAACAGCUGCUGUCUGCCCUCACCUCCUAGGGCACCAGCAGCCUCCUCCCAUCCCCCAAACCCCCAGGCCAGCUGCUUGGGCUUCACUAUCCUAUUUCCUCUAUGGGUUUCUAAAGCUGCCAGCCGAGACGGCCAAGGCCAAAGGAAGCACAUGCCUCUCUCAGGCCAAAUUCACCUGCCCCCUCAACUUUCCACUGUGGUCAAAAUUUCUGCUAUGGCCUUGCAGAGGCCAGAGGAAAAAUGAGAAACAGCUCUUAUAUUGCCAUUCCUUCCCCAUGAGCCCUAUCCUCCUGGGACUUGCCCAUGAGACCAGAGACACAAACCUUGGGCACCAGAAGGAUAUUAGAAUGUGGAGCUGAAGAGGGAGGAUGGACACCCCAGGUGCCUGAACAAAAGGAAGACUUCACCCUUCGUGGGCUGCUUUCAUGAGUCUGGUCUCCUGGACUUAGUACCACCUACGGCAGCCUCUGUUUUUGGCAAAGUCAAUAACAGAGAGCCCUGAAGAUGAAAAGAAAAGUUUAGGUAUGGGAGAGAGGAGAAGGCAUAGAGUCACCAUUUUGAAUCUUUAUGGACACCUCCCAGUGGCUCCCACCCCUCUAAGAGGUGGUGUCUAGGAGUAUAAAGUGAUCCAUGCAAAUUCUUCAUCGCUUUCUGGCCAGAGGGGAGAGGACUUCCUGAAUUUCUAGCAAAAGUUGCCCAGAGUCUUAGCCAAUAUUCAAAGACCAGAAGAGUGGAUUCCAUGAAAAUCCCACAGGCCUCCCAGCCAUUGGAUAUGAUUGUGCUGCUCUACCAAACUAUUUUCUAAAUCUAUAUAGCAUUCAGGACCUUGAGUUCUUUGCCAUCUACUCAUCUGCAACUCCCCAUUCUUGGUCAGUUGACCUUGACCUCCUUGGAAGGUCAUCUUGGAAGAAAAGUAGACUUGAUUGUAGUGAAAGCCAUCACCCUUCAUCCAAAGAGAGGUGAUGCCCCACUCCACAGGCUAACUCCAGUAGAUAAGGAAAGUCAGAGCAGGCCUAAAGAAUUGCUGGUCUCCUGGGCAUACCAGACCUAAAGAUAUUCUCCAGGAAAAGAAAGUUUUCUGGAGCAGGAUAUAAUAGUGACAGAACCCCCAAAGGUCGGAGAGGAGAAACUCCUGGAGAAUUAACCAAAGAGCCCAUACAGAGACAAAGGCCAUCCUGAUCACUGCUCUCUUGUCCAGAGCAGCUGGGAUUGUGUGAGGUUUGGGAUACAAAAGAGAGGUAGUAGCAGGCAAGAGGGAUGAGCCCAUGAGCUGUGGUGGAUACUCUAGAGAUCUGUAACUGAGAGUCCAGGAAAGAAUAAGAAAGGAAUGGUUAAGAGCAAAGUGUCCUUAAAGAGAGCAGAAGGGAGCCAUCAAGGCCAUCUAUGGCCAAGGGCAGAGCACAGUCUUUGAGCAAGAAAGGGGGCUAGGAGUUCUGGACAGGGACCCAGGAGACACCAGCUACCCCCUCCCACCUCUUUUCUGUUUCUGCUUGGGGAAUCUGGUUAGGGGAGACCUACAAGUAGGCCUCAAGCAUCUUCUCAGCUAGACUAAAGGAUGGAUACUCUCUAGUUCCCUCUAGAAACUCCCAAAGCACAGUAGGGUCAGAAGAUACAUGCUGUCCCUCCUCCAAAAUGAGCUGCAGGACCAAACCAUUGGGUUCCUAAUCACAGCCACUCCAACAGGCUGUAGGCACUGAGGUGGGGGAGAGAGCUGGACAUGCAGCAGAGCCAACACGUCAUGAUAGGAAAAGCCAUGCUGUUGUGGGCUUCCACAUGUUGGAGUGUGUGUGUGUGUGUGUGUGUGUGUGUGUGUGUGUCUUUGACUUUGUAUACAUGUGUUUGGGGAGCUGGUGUGAAAGAUUUGAGAAUACAACAGAGUCUAGAGCAUGCAAUACAAGAGAAUCCUUGGGGUUCUGGUGUGUGUGUGCGUGUGUGUGUGUGCGUGUGUGUGUGAGUGUGUGCAGGCACACUCAUGUGCAUGUGUUUAGAUUAAGGAUGAAGGAAGAAGCAAAUCUGGACAAGAAACAAAGCCCCAUACAUGUAAAAAACAGGAAAAGCCAUGUUAGAAUGAGUAUACAUGCAUGUGCCCUUGUGUGUUUGCAUGUGUUCAUUUGUGUAGCAGAGGAUGGAGGACAGGAAGGAACCUGCAGCAUUGCCAAAUAUGUUUAAAAGGAGAAGCCAUGCCAUCAAGGUGUUCACAUGUGAGUGUUUAUGAGUGAGUGUGUGCUGGCUUGUGUGCACAGUGGAGAACAAGAGGCAGGACGGAAGCAAACAGACACAUGGUCCAUGCAGGCCAUGUACGCACGGCCAUGUGCAGCUGGGGCUGUUGAGCAUGAGCAUGCUCACACAUGUGUGUGCACACUUCCACCUGUCCCCUCUCAUUGUAGGCACAGAGAUGGACAAUCAGGAAUUUUGGGAUCCAGAGUCUGUUUGCACUUCUGUCACAUGGAGAGAUCAUUUGUCAUAAAGAUUUGCCUAAAUUAUAUUGGCAAAGUCACAAGAAGACUAGCCAAGUGGGGGGUGACACAUUUCAGGGACUCCUGGCUGGUGACUCCUUUGCUCUAGGUGGGGUGUCUUGUUUGGAGGGAAACAUUUCUUUGCAAUUCCUGGAUAGUAGGAUUCUAGUGAUGAUAUUUCCAGUGUGUUCUCACCAAACAUAGUUAUUAACCACCGUCUCUAUCCAGUAUUAUUCACAGUCCACACCUCCAUCCAUCCAUGUUUACGGGUGUGUGCUUUUGUGUACAAUGCUCCAUGAAAAUGUCAUUUUCUUCUGAGGCUAUGCACAUACAUAGACUGUGAUGGAGGAAGGAGAGGAAGUGACAUGAAGUAGGAAGAAUUCUCAUCAAAGGAAUGAAGAAGGGUGAAUAGCAGAGGUACAAAUGAAUUGGGGCAAUGCCCUGAAAGCUAUUGCAAUGACUUUUAGACUCCUAAAUGGACAUGAAGUGACAUGCUGCCUGCUGUCCCCUCCCAUUCAAGCCUUAUAUUCAUAUAUGUGGCUAACAUUCAACCUCUGGAUGAGGUCCCUUGUCUUUUUUGAGACCAGCCCAAGGUUCAAAGUACAGUGGCAAUCACUCUGCCUAGGCUGUCUAACAGGGUCCUGAAGGUGCCACUACAUCUUGGGCAGGGGCCAUGGUCCCUAGGAGACCAGAGUGUGUGAAAUCACACCCUAUGUCUGCCUGUAGGCUGGCCUGGACAUGAGCUACAGUGUGAGUGUGCCUUCAGAGGCACUGAGGUGAGAAACUGGGAGUGAUGGCAAAGGGGGCAGCAGGUGCAGAUGGAACAAAAGGUGGGACUCGCCUAGGCAGAUAUUGCACUGUUUUUAAUGACCCUGAAAAGGAAAGGCCCCCAAACAUGAUCCCCAACCUCCUCUCCACAAUGCCAGCAUCUCCUCUCAUCUUGUUCAAACUGGCCAAGUUGAAGGGCAGUAGUGAGAAGACAGAGGCACUCUGCCAAGGCCCUGGGGGAUUGGAUGACGAACGUUCCUUGCUCCUCUUCCCUUGACUUUUUCUGGCUUCUCUGCAAUGGACAGAUAAGAAAACCUGGAGAGCUUUGCCAUCAUUCUGGUGGCCCCUAUCUGCCAGCAACUCUCAAAAGGGACAAUUCCCCUUAGGGGAUGAGCUUGUCCCACAUCUCACAAGGGUGGGCCAGCCUCUCUCCUUGUAGCCCAGAUGGCAGCUCAACUAGAAGAGCACAUCCAGGCUCCUUUUCCAGUGCCCAGGGAGGAAAUUCUGGUUGAGGGUGGGUCCUGUUGGCUAGAAGUCAGUCCUCCUCAAACUCAAACUUGAGGAGAGCAGAAAUCAGGCCCAGGUACAUAUCUGCUGAGAAUAAUCACAAAUGCCCCCUACCUUCUUUUCUGGGGUGGGGGGGCCAGAGUGGGGUAAGCAGGGGUUCAGCUGCUUCUUCAACACUCAGCAUGAAGUUGACUACCCAGUGUAAGCCAUUCUCAAUGGUAUGCGCAAACAUCUGGAAACAGGCCAAGUCCUGUGCAGAACGCCAUCUGGGGAGGGCCUGGCAGUGUAGACAAGCAGCUGUAUGGACUUAACAUCUAGAAUGGUUCAGCCCCACAGACAGAUGCAAGCAGCAAGCCCCAUUCAGCAGACAGGUCUCUGGGAGAGAUGCAUCUGGAGCAGUCUCCUAGGUUUGGUAUACACAUCUGGAAUGGGCCUAGUGACUUAUUUAUGCCCAGGAGGGCCUUGACCUCUCUCCUCUAUGCCAGUUUGAAUCAAGUCCUCCUGCCAGACCUGGAUUCCCCCUAGAGUCAAUGUUUCAGAGCUGAGGCUGUAUAUGAAGUCACAGAACUGUUUGUGGUAGAAGGUUAAUGUUCUGUACAAUAUAUAUAUGAAUGUAAAAAGAUAUAUAUAUAUAUUGUAUAUAUAUAUAUAUAUGCACAGUGUAUAUAUGACCUGUAGCCCAUGUGUAUAAGCACCCCUCCCCGCACGUCUGCACACAGAGUGUACAUAACCCAGCCAGUGUGGGUGGGGACCAGAUGAGAGAUGGGGGCUGCAGUAGCAAACUCUGGGAAGGCCUGCAUACACAAAGCAGUGGAGCUCCCCACCCUGGAGAGAAGGGCAGAAGGGCAGGCAGAGGGGAGGGGGGAGCCCAGUGGCUGGGCUUUUCAAAGCUGGUGCCUCCUGAGUUGGAGGAGAAGUGAGUGACCUAGGGGACUUUGUCUCCCUGAGAGUGUAUGGGACAAGCAGUCCUAUGUCAGGGAGCACUGUUAUGCAAGUUUGUGGCCCUGAGAUCCCUAUCCUGUCUGCCUGCAUAGUGCCAGGUAGGUGUCAGACUUCCCCAGGAAGGCUCUUGAAGGCUGGAAUAUUCAAGACUGCCUCACAUGCUCAGCCCCACAUGAAGGCACAGUGCACAGCUCGGGAAAUACAUCUUUGAGGGAAUGACCCACAGCAUUGCCAGCAGGCCACACCACAUCCAGUGUCAGGACUAACUCAUCAUUGCGCUGCCCUUGUCCCCUGCCUUCCAGGAUACACACUGUCAGACCAGCCCCCAGUGUGUCUCUGUUUAACAGCUCCAGACUCUUGAGGCCUGCAGAAAUUGGAAGCAGCUGUAACCCAGUAAUGCCAGCAAAGAUCUUAUCCCACCUGACCCCUGUCCCCCGCCCCAGGGAACUCUGAGGGGAGCUAUCCAAGGGCCAGAGUUCUGAGCAGAGCAGUGACACAGGGGUGAGAAAGGGAAGAAGAAGAGACAAAAGGACAAGGAGUUCCUACCCUAGCACAGCCCCUGCCAUCUGCCUGCCUUCUCUCCCACAGCAUCACCCUGCAGGGCAGCUGGCAGGGAGUCCCCUUCUCCCAGAAAAGCACCCAGACAGAGACUUCUGUCCCUGAUCCACUUGCAUCUGUCUGGUAUUUGGAACUUCAAUCUUUUGCCUUGUAGCCUGGGCCCUCUGUAGCUCAGAACCUCUCUGAAUAAGGUGAGAGCAGGAUCUGGAUCAGGGCUGCCAAGGUUCUCAGCUUGACCCUCUGCUUUAGCCCUGCGUGUCAAGCUGGCCUGCAUUUAACUGUGAGUCUGCCUCUGGAGUCCUGGCCAGAGCCAUGGGAACCCAGCCCCCCAUGGAGGGGCCUGCCUUGGCUUCAAGACAAAACCCAGAAGUCCCAGGGCCCCUUGUGCCACUGUGCUCCAAGCCCCUGACCCACCUUUGCUGGACCAGCUCUCUGACUGAGCCUCCUGGAGUGAGAAGUAGGUCCCCAGCCCCUGGGCUGAGAUUGUGAGACCCCUGCCCUGUCCCACACCCAGACCAGAGUGCCUGGAUGUCCCUUCCCCUCACACCCCUCACUCAACAUGGUUCCCACACACUGGUCUCUGGGCCAUUCAGGGGAUGCCCUUUGUGGACAUGCAGAAUUUCUAUGAAUAUAGUUUUUUGUAAACAUUUUGUAACAAUUUGGGUUUCAUAGUAACUGUGUUACUUGCCAAUCAUUCUA